AUGCCUUCACGUACAGACACUCCUCUUCAAGUAGCCAUUAUCGGCGCUGGUCUCGGUGGCUUGGCCGCAGCCGUUUCCCUACGUCGCCAGGGCCAUCAAGUGACAGUGUAUGAGCGAUAUGAUUUUGCCGGUGAAGUGGGUGCAUCGUUGAGUGCCGCGUCCAAUGGAUCUCGAUUCUUGGAAGAAUGGGGGGUGGAUGUUAGCGCAGCAAAGCCGGUAAUUCUUCGACAACUGAUCAUGCACAACUGGGCAGAUGGAGAAGUUCAAAGCACUUAUCCGCUCGGCGAUUACAAGUCCAAAUUUGGCACGGACUAUAACAACUUCCACCGAAUCGAUAUUCACAAGCAACUUCUGAAAUCUGCGUUUGAAGCACCCGGUGAGGGACCACAGUGUAUACUGAAAGUCAACCACAAGGCCACAGACGUCAACCCAGAAGAAGGCACAAUUAAAUUCGAAGAUGGUUCACAGACAACUGCUGAUAUCAUCGUCGCCGCUGACGGAAUCAGAUCUCUCACGAGGGAAAUGAUGGAAAUCACACCCAACUUCACCAUGUCCACAUCAUGCUGCUACCGCUGCAUCAUCAGCGCAGAGAAACUCCGCUCCCUGGAUUUAGAAGAUUACAUCUCCAACGAAGCCAUCGAGUACUGGGGCGGAUUCGGCAUCAACAAGAUCGUCAUGUCACCCUGUAGCAACGGCGAAGUUGUAAGCUGCUACUGCUUCUAUCCAGCCUCUGUCAACAACCUUCGCGAGGAUGGAUGGAAUAUCGGCGCCACACCCGAACAAUUGGUCGAGACAUUCCCUGACCUGGACCCCAGAAUGCGGAAGUUGAUGCUGAACGCUGAAGAUAUCAAGAUGUGGCGACUAUACAGACACGACCCUUAUCCAUACUGGGUCAAAGGCAAGGUCUGCUUACUUGGUGACGCAGCGCACCCAAUGAUGCCCGAUCAGUCUCAGGGAUCAUGCAUGGCAUUUGAAGAUGCCGGGGCACUGGGUCUAGUCUUUCACAAGAACUUCCGCAAAGAUUAUGGAGUCAGUGAGGGAUUAUCGUUAUAUGAGCAACUGCGCAAACCGCGAGCCACGCGAGUGCAGGAAGCUAGCUUCAGAGCGCGCGAGGAUCUCAGUGAGAGAAUUGGUUGGAGUUCCUCGUCUGAUCGACCUGGGAAAUUGACCAUUGAAGAGGUCUGUGGGUACAACAUGAGGGAAGACCUGGCCCAACUGGUGGAACAAGGGAAAAAGCAGUAA
Messenger RNA from Penicillium verhagenii, 1242 nucleotides. RefSeq lists its product as uncharacterized. The transcript is spliced from 6 exons. Bases 1 to 1242 code for a protein of 413 amino acids. Lineage: Eukaryota; Fungi; Ascomycota; Eurotiomycetes; Eurotiales; Aspergillaceae. Gene Ontology annotation, molecular function: FAD binding; monooxygenase activity. The record is from RefSeq and is a predicted model, not a curated record.